AUGUCCUGGUUUCAAAAAACACUCACCCUCCCCUCCAAAUCACGCGGCUCCUACCUCAUAACCGACACCAUAACGCGCGACCUCCCCGAAAUAAAAACUUACAAAACCGGCAUCCUGCACCUCUUCAUCCAGCACACGUCCUGCGCGCUCUCCCUCAAUGAGAACUGGGACGAGGAUGUUCGGGCUGACAUGAGCGACGCGCUCGAUCGUAUUGUUCCCGAGGACAGGAAAGGCGGAUUAUACCGCCAUGACGCUGAAGGAAGCGACGAUAUGCCUGCGCAUGUGAAGAGCGCCUUGGUAGGGGCCAGCAUCAGCAUUCCGAUUACGGAUGGGAGGCUGGCGACGGGGACGUGGCAGGGGAUUUGGUAUUUGGAGUUUAGGGCGGCGAGGCAUAGUAGGAAGGUCGUGGCUACGAUUCAGGGAGAGAAGAUGUGA
Messenger RNA from Didymosphaeria variabile, 435 nucleotides. RefSeq lists its product as uncharacterized. The transcript has 2 exons. The record is from RefSeq and is a predicted model, not a curated record. Bases 1 to 435 code for a protein of 144 amino acids. Lineage: Eukaryota; Fungi; Ascomycota; Dothideomycetes; Pleosporales; Didymosphaeriaceae.